AUGGUGUUGCCGGAAAGUGUGAAGAUACGGAAGAUGUGGUGGCUUGUUGCCAUUGCUUGCCUAAUACAAGCAACUGGAGGCUCAGAAGAAUGUAAUAGGAGGAGAAGAGAUGCAAAUCCUGAAGUUCACAUGAAUGUCAGUGAGCUGAUCUGUUACAAAGGAUACCCCAGUGAAAAGUACGAAGUCUUAACAGAUGAUGGCUAUUAUUUGACAAUAAACAGAAUACCCUUUGGAAGAAAAAAUCUUACAGUCAGAGGUCCCAAGCCUGUUGUGUUACUGCAACAUGGAAUACUUGCAGAAGCUAGCUUCUGGGUCAAAAAUAUGGCCAACAACAGCUUUGGAUUCAUAUUAGCAGACGCCGGCUAUGAUGUUUGGAUGGGGAACAGCAGAGGAACGAGCUGGUCUCAGAGAAACGAGCAUUUUACAGCUGACCAAGAUGAAUUUUGGGAUUUCAGUUUCCAUGAAAUGGCCAUCUAUGAUCUUCCAGCAAUGAUCAACUUCAUUCUGAAGAAAACUGGGCAGAAGCAACUGUAUUACGUAGGCCACUCUCAAGGCGCUACCAUUGGUUUCAUCGCAUUUUCAGUCAUACCAGAACUCUCUCAGAAAGUCAACAUGUUUUUUGCCCUGGCUCCUUUAAUCUCUCUUCAGUAUUCAACAUGCCCUUUUUUGAAACUGAGCUCCAUAUUUCCUGAAUACUCAUACAAGAGCCCACUUGCCAGAGGAGAAUUUGUGUUGUCUCGCAAGCCUGUGAGAGACUUUCUGCGCAAAAUAUGCCGCCCAUCUUUUAUGCAGAAAUUAUGUGUGUGUGUCAUUUUCACUCUUUCGGGUGGAUUCAAUGCAACAAAUCUAAAUAUGAGCCGUGCAGAUGUGUAUACAGCUCGUUAUCCAGAUUCAACAUCAUCUAAAAAUUUACUGCACUGGAGACAGAUACAAGAUUCGGGGUUAUUCAGAUAUUUUGACUACGGGAAUGAUAAUGAGGCAAGAUAUAACCAGAGUGUUCCACCUUUGUAUAAAAUAGAAGACAUGAGUGUACCAACUGCAGUGUGGUCUGCUGGAAAUGACUUGAUUGCAAGCCCAGGAAAUAUAGCCGUCCUACUUCCUCGCAUCUCUAACCUAGUUUACUACGAAAAUAUUUCAUACUGGAACCACUGGGAUUUCAUGUAUGGCCUCAAUGCCCCCAAACUGUUGUAUUCCAAAAUCAUAGAGUGGAUGGGGAAGUCUCUGUAA
Molecule: messenger RNA, 1227 nt
Organism: Lacerta agilis (Sand lizard)
Lineage: Eukaryota; Metazoa; Chordata; Lepidosauria; Squamata; Lacertidae
Product: lysosomal acid lipase/cholesteryl ester hydrolase-like
Exons: 10
Coding region: 1-1227 (408 amino acids)
Molecular function (GO): hydrolase activity, acting on ester bonds
Source: RefSeq, a predicted model, not a curated record